UAUAAAGCAGUUCGAUUGAAGCGACUGUCACUCGAUUUGUGUCUUUCGCGUGCAUUUGUUUACGUUUCUUCACGCACGGAGUUUCAUUCGACCUUCGUCGAUUUCUCUUUUGGCUCGAAGUAUUUCAUUAUCCUGGGCCGAUUUAUCAACGCAAAAUGACUGGACAACAAGAGAUCAACCUUACUCCGGAAAUUGCUCAGUUUAUCCGUGACAUUCGGUUAAACAAUAUCGUGGGCUCACAUAAACUCACGUCCAAAACUCUGGCCCUGUUCACGAAUCAUAUUUCCAAAUCGGAAUGGACCACAGCUGAACGUCUGAUGACACAAAUUCGCCAACAAGGCCAGCUACUGGUAGCGGCUCUCCCGCAGGACAUUGUCAUCGCAAACACCGUCCGACGGAUCCUCAAAAUCAUCCGAGAGGAGUACGAUUCGGCCCAGCUUCGGGUGCACUUCGAUGAUGCCCAAACUGCGCUCUCCCUGCACAAACUGGUGACCCAAACAAGUGAACAGAAGCUGGGCGAUUACUCCCAACCCCAGGAAGGUCUCAAGGAAGCCGUGCUGGAACAUCUCAGUGAAAUCGAGUCCGAGCUGGAAACCUGCGCCGAUAAUCUGUCCGUCCAGGCAACGGAACACAUCCAUUCGGCCGAGCUUAUCAUGACCAUCGGACACUCGAAGUCGGUGGAAAAAUUCCUCCGGAAGGCAGCCGAGAAUCGGACCAUCGAGGUGAUCGUGGCGGAAUGCGCCCCCGCCUGCAAGGGUCACCAACUUGCGGUGAACUUGGGUAAGGCUAAAAUACAGACCACUCUCAUUCCCGAUUCGGCUAUCUUUGCGAUGAUGUCCCGGGUGAACAAGGUGAUCAUAGGGACGCACUGUGUGCUCGCGAAUGGGGGGCUGCGGGCCGUUUGCGGCGCCUACUCGCUGGCGCUGGCCGCCAAGCACUAUUCGGUACCGGUGAUCGUGCUGGCCCCGACUUACAAACUGACGCCGGUGCAUUUGUCCAACUACGAUCAGGACGAUUUCAAUAUUCUGGGCAAUACGGAGGGGGUUAUUCCGUACAACUCGCCCGUGGCGAGGUUUGCCAAGGCGUACAAUCCAGUGUUCGAUUACGUGCCGCCGGAGCUGGUGACGCUGUUCAUCACCAACUCUGGUGGCAACGCCCCGUCUUACAUCUACCGAUUGCUAAGUGAACUUUAUCAUCCGGACGAUAACGAGUUAUAGGAAAGAGUACCGAAACUUUAUUUUUGCGAAUAAAUCACUCUCGAUUGACGAUCGACUGUAGAAAAGCAAUGAAA
Messenger RNA from Toxorhynchites rutilus septentrionalis, 1291 nucleotides. RefSeq names its product translation initiation factor eIF-2B subunit beta (gene eIF2Bbeta). The record is from RefSeq and is a predicted model, not a curated record. The transcript has 4 exons. Gene Ontology annotation, molecular function: guanyl-nucleotide exchange factor activity; translation initiation factor activity. Bases 156 to 1217 code for a protein of 353 amino acids. NCBI's taxonomy places the organism in Eukaryota, Metazoa, Arthropoda, Insecta, Diptera, Culicidae. Gene Ontology annotation, biological process: translational initiation. Gene Ontology annotation, cellular component: eukaryotic translation initiation factor 2B complex.